Messenger RNA from Eleginops maclovinus (Patagonian blennie), 5342 nucleotides. It is a transcript of the gene abhd17ab, whose product is annotated as abhydrolase domain containing 17A, depalmitoylase b. Gene Ontology annotation, molecular function: palmitoyl-(protein) hydrolase activity. The record is from RefSeq and is a predicted model, not a curated record. Gene Ontology annotation, biological process: regulation of postsynapse organization; protein depalmitoylation. The transcript has 5 exons. NCBI's taxonomy places the organism in Eukaryota, Metazoa, Chordata, Actinopteri, Perciformes, Eleginopidae. Bases 764 to 1723 code for a protein of 319 amino acids. Gene Ontology annotation, cellular component: plasma membrane; endosome membrane.
GUCAGCUGUCGCUACCGGAUGCGGUGAAACGGCUGAAGAAGGAAAACACCGCACGUAGCUUCUUGGAUUAAUUUAAAUGACAAGACGCCAUCCAUAAAUUCACAGGAGACACAAGCACCGGCCAGGAUGGAUUCGUGGAGACCGAAACACUCGUCAGAAACUGUGUUUUAACCAUGUUUUUAGGUCAAAUAUCCGCGAAUAAGCGUUGUUGGUUUUUUUUUUUACUCAGUAGCCGUUGCUAGCUUAAACCGACGUAGCGUUAGCUGUUAGACGGAGACAAACAGCUUCUCUUUCCUUUAGAAUAAGACUUUCUGUUAUUCUCCAGAGUUAUAUUUCUCUUUUGUGCAGGAAAAAGUCGAGCUGUGUGUGUUUUAAGUCCUUCAAAAGCGUCCAGAAUUAGUUUUAGUCACUCAGCAGGUCGUAUUGCAAACCGUCGUCCCUUUCUGGUAAAAACAAGUAGAAAAGUUGUAUUUCUUUCAACUAAUAUAUCCACGGCAAGUUUGGGAAACACUGUAUUUGGAGUAACUCGUUAACAUCUCAACAAGUGGACACAAUGGGUGUGAUCUGGACUUCAGUCACCCUUAAAACAACACAGCAGAUACUUUGUAAAUAACACUUCCCUGUCAGCUGGCAGACUUAUUGUUCCUUCUGUGGACUGAGCAUUUUACAGUUCACUGUAUUUAAGUUUCACUGAAGAGGAGGAAGCGUUCCUUUUUAUUUGUCACUUUAACUCACACUAAGAUCUUCAGAUCAACAGUGAAGGAUGAAUGGCCUGUCUCUCAGUGAGCUCUGCUGCCUCUUCUGCUGCCCGCCCUGCCCCGGCCGCAUCGCAGCUAAGCUCGCCUUCCUGCCCCCUGAGGCCACCUAUGCCUUUCUGCCAGAUCCGGAGGCAGGUCCUGCAGCACCAGGGGCCACAGAUACACCCAGCCUGCGGGCGCGAGGCGGUGCAACAGUUGCUGGAAGCGGAGGGGCCGUAGAGGGGAGAUGUAAGCUCCAUCUGACGGAGCGAUCAGAGUUCCAGUACUCUCAGAGAGAGAUGGACAUGACGGAGGUGUUCCUCACUCGAUCCAGCAGGGGGAACAAAGUCGGGUGUAUGUACAUCCGCUGCGCUCCUAAUGCCAGGUUUACAGUGCUCUUCUCCCACGGCAACGCAGUGGACCUGGGCCAGAUGAGCAGCUUCUACAUCGGCCUCGGCACUCGCAUCAACUGCAACAUCUUCUCCUACGACUACUCCGGCUACGGUGUGAGCACGGGGAAGCCCUCCGAGAAGAACCUCUACGCAGACAUUGAUGCUGCCUGGCACGCCCUGCGCACCCGGUACGGCAUCUGCCCGGAGAACAUCAUCCUGUACGGACAGAGCAUCGGUACAGUACCCACUGUGGACCUGGCGUCCCGGUAUGAGUGUGCUGCCGUGGUUCUGCACUCCCCUCUCACAUCUGGCAUGAGAGUGGCCUUCCCCGACACGAAGAAAACGUACUGCUUUGACGCGUUCCCCAACAUUGAAAAAGUGUCCAAAAUCACGUCCCCGGUACUCAUCAUCCACGGGACAGAGGACGAGGUCAUCGACUUCUCCCACGGCCUGGCUCUGUUCGAGCGCUGCCCCAAAGCCGUGGAGCCUCUGUGGGUGGAGGGAGCGGGACACAACGACAUUGAACUGUACAGCCAGUACCUGGAGCGCCUGCGCCGCUUCAUAGGGCAGGAGCUGGCAGCUCAGCACGCCUGAACACCCCCACCAUCAACGACAUGUUUUCCAUUUCACUGUGUCCAAGACGAAGGCGUGUCCGGGUGUCAACUAAACGACCCUCAGCUCAGCACGGCGUCCGGGGGGGGGCCGUGCCUUACAAACUUAAUUUCUAGGGCACAGUUCGCCUUUAAUGGACCAUGGUUUGAUGCGACAUGGAGACAAGAUGUGUGAUCAUCGACAUCAGAAGUGUGUGAGAUAUUGUCACAAAGCGCAUUUCAACUGUUCUACAGCUGCCGUGUGUCAGCCGGCAGCAAAUGUGUUCCUAUACUUUGCAAUAACAAGGACAGGGUCUACAGGAAGAACGAUUUACAGAACAACAAACUGAUUAGUAAUCAUGUAGAACAAUGACGUGGUGGUCCACAUGGGAAAUGCCCCUGAUUUCUCCGGACUACUCAAAGAGUUUGUGUGUAAUUGUAUUUUUCGAAGGUGAGUUAAAUAGGUUAUGGUGAAUGACGGGAAACACCUAAGGACUUGGGACUCUUGUUUGUUUUCUACAUCACCUUUUUGAUUAGCUAACAUGUUUGUAACUACAGAGUUAUUAGUGACCUUGUUCAGUCCAAUUUAAAGCCCUACAUUGGAUCCUGUUCAAAAGGGGUUUUUAGUUAUUGGUUGUGUUGCGUUGGGUUGCAUUAUAUUGAACGGUGUUUCGCCUCAUGUAUGUUCUGGAUACAUACAUGUGUAGAGAUUUAGAAUUUUGUUUUGUUUUUCACUGUCCGGAACAUUUUCUGCAUUUUUUUUGCUCAGGUAAACCUCUUUGAGACAUUAGGGUCAGUGUGUUUCUACUUUUCCUGUUUUGUUUAUUUCGCAGCCAGGCUGAAUCUCCUCAGAUCUUCAACUUUCAAUCAAUUUCUCUCUCUUUUAUACCCAACUUGGGCAUCUCUAACUCAAGCGCUUUCACCUUCUGAGAGACUUCUGUCUCCUCGUCCUUCGGAAAAAAAGAAGCAAUGCCGACUUCAUUAAAAAAAUAAUCCUAGUUUGGGAUAAAUAAAGUAUUUCUGAUUCUGAACCGGCAGCACCCCCUGAUCUAUCAGUGCAUCCAACAGCUGAUCCUUAAAGCUUUCCGCAAUUAGUUCAAGUUGCUGUUUACCACAUUUGUCCAACUUCCCGCGAGUAGGGUCAGCAACAAAGUCCUCUAGAUUAAAGUUACCCCCCCAAAAAAACAACACCACCGAAGCCAGUUACUACUCAAGUAACUAUAGCGAUUAACUCUGGAAAGAAAAACUUGGGCGGCCUCACAGCCCAAACAUUUCAAACACACACACACACACACAUGCUGUCAAGGGCUGCUGUACAAAAGUAGCACUACUCACCAAAUUAACACCUGCCCGAGACAGCUUUUGGACGAGCCCCCAUAUGUUACGGCCACAGCAGUUGUGGCUCGCAACAACCAGUGGAGUUUACAAUCAACAUGGACUUUUAUUUACACAAGAUUAUCUUAAAUAAGGAGGGUCUGGAGGACGGACUGGACAAAAAAGAACAAAAGGGGUGGAGGGAGCCUGGGCCAGCCACACCAUGGGCCGUAGGACCCAGAACUCCCCCCCCCCCCUAAACUAAUGGCAGGUGAGCAACAAAAACGCGAAAACAAAAACUACCAGGUCCUCCAGGCAUUACAGUCAACGUGCACCAAGGAUAGCGCUAAAGCCACAAGGGACUCGACAGCGAGAAUGCCAGCCGGCGUCAGUCAGCGAGAGACAGCCUUCCUCUUAUGCUGGUGAUGAGCUGGAGUUUGGAAAACCUGGGCAAAGGCAGGGGCCAGGGGCAGAUUAGGUGCACCUGUGCACUAAUGAGAGAGCAAAAGGAGGGAGCGCAUAACACCAGCGUGUGACGUCUUUAACAUCUUUUUAUUUGAACAAAGUAAUGAAGCAAACUAGGAUCCCAACAGAGAUCUUUAAAAGAGGAGUUUGGUGAGACGUUAAAUGUUCCAUCAUUUCUUCUCUGCAUUGGUUGUGUUAAAGAAAUCUAGAUGUCAGCGGAAAAAAACCCUGCUCCAUCACUUAGAGGAAUGUCUGACAGUCUGUUUUGUUUUAGUCUUGUUCAUCUUGUUUAUGUCUCUCCCCACCUGUUUCCCUAAGUGUCUGGAACAGAGAAGCAACGCUAAAACUAAAAAAAGCACCUUUUUUGAUUGUAUCUCUUUAAUUUGCCAUCUUUUCAUUUGCACUCCAUCUUCAGGGACAAUUGAAAAGUGAAAGAGAACUCUCAUUUGGAAGCAUUUUAUCAGAUUUUAUAGUAGUUUUUCUCAUUUGAAAGACUGAAGAGCUUCACAUUGCAAUGAAAAGGCUAUAAUUUACCACUCUUAUACAGAUAAGCACAGGAACAGAUGUCUUAUUUCACAAUGAAAUGCAGCACUGUGAUUAUUUAAUUUGUCUAACAGCUCGAACAGAACUUACAAAGAUCAUAAAAGUAGAUAUUGAGAGAAACUAACACUUGUCAGCGUUUUGCCACAUUUACUGUCCAACACGAUGCCGUUCCACUUCUCAUCUGUGCUCUCUGGUUUACGCUCUGUCCAGGAACUACUGGUUUUACACAGACUCAGUGAAGGUAACUUUUGAAACAAUUGAAAGCUGUCUGAAGCACGCUGUACGGCCCUCUUGAUAAAUAUUUUAGCGCUGGUUAUUUAGGGAAACAUCACUAGCAAAAUCUUUUUCUUUUGGCAACCUUGUGAUCAGGAUACAAAAACUGGUGCGAGAUUAUAACACCCAGCUGUCCUCUUCAAGUCACUUUGAGUUUAAACAUAAGAUAAUCCCUUCUUUUGAAUGCUUUUUCUUAUGUACUGCACUUCUUUCUUCUUUCUUAACGAGUAUCUGUUUUAUAAGCUGACAAAGCAUUCAUCUUAAGAAAGGUGCAACACUCACCAAGCAAGGGACCUUCAAGCUGAAAUAAGAAUAUAUUACAAAUAACAUUAAGGGUGUGAAAGGGAUAAAUGGAUUCUGUGAUUGUCGACCUUAGACACGAGUGUUGCACCGCUUAGUUUGAGGCCAAGAUCGACACUAUUUUUCUGUUUUUGAGGAGUCAGGGACUAUGCUUUUUUUUGUGUAAUGUAUAAACCAAAGUGUUUCUUUGUUUAGAGCUUUACCCAGUGUACCGGCUGUUCUUCGUAACCAAAGGCAAAUAUGUUGAAAUUGUAUUUCUUCUAUUAACUUUUAUUUAUCUUUGUGGUUGGGCUGAUAUUUUUUCCACUGUUCAUUACAUUUGGAUACAAGUUAAAUGUCACCAUUUGUUAUAUUGAUGAGUAAUUAUGUUCCCCAUAUCAGACUGGUUUUUAAAUAUUAAGCAACAAGGUUUGAACAGCAUCAACUACCAUGUUGUGGGUGUUGUUUUUUUCUCAAAGCUGUUUAUAAUUUGUGGAGACAAAUAAACAAUACAGCGAAGACGUGAGUUUGGCUGUUUUUAGGUUUAAAGCGUUGUUUGAAAUAAAGCACAAUGAUGGCGGAGCUUCAAGCACACAAAUGAAAAGCUUUUGUUUGAAAAGAAAACCGUCUUUUAUCAAACCUGGGUGUCAUUAUUAUUCAUCCUUCACAUUUUGUCUUUGAAGCUUUUGUCCGUUUUUCCCCAAGAAUUGAAGAGAGUAAGAAGUUAAUAAAACGUAAUAAGAAAUGUA